Rotaria socialis is the source of this 510-nucleotide messenger RNA. The record is from the annotation of a GenBank genome assembly. NCBI's taxonomy places the organism in Eukaryota, Metazoa, Rotifera, Eurotatoria, Philodinida, Philodinidae.
AUGUCAGGCUCAUUUUCCGACAACUUCAAUAGCAAUAACAGCAACGGUUUGAUGGAUAAUGCUAACGAAAUCAAUCGAAAAUUGGGUCCAUUAGGAUACGGUAACGGUCCAUUCCCUGUUUACGUCGUUCCAUCCAACGGAUGGAAUGCAGCGAUUGUCGGUUUGUUAUCUUGCAUACUUGCUAUACUUGUUCUAUUGACAAGUCUUUAUUAUUUGGCUUAUCGUCGUCGCUACAUGAAGAAUCUAUCAGAAUGUCCAUCACCAGUUGUUCUUGUUGAAAAAUCAUCAGCAUCACCAAAAUUGGUCAUCAGUGGAUCACAAACAGCUAUGACAACAUUUGUUAACGAAACAGGCAAAGAAGCAAAAGUUAAUGGAUAUACUGAACAACAGAAUGGAAAUGGCGAUCUAGUUGGUAAUGGGCAUGCAUCACCAUCGCACACAAAUGGUCUUUUGGCUAAUGGUAAUACUGAUCAAAGUGAACUUCGUUUACUUCAACAUGAAGAUAAUUAA